AUGGGUAAAAAAGGAAAAAAAGCUGCGUAUGCCGACUGGGAAGAUGAUUUGGGACAAGAUAUAAGUGGCCAAAAUGAAACUUCAACUCAAAAUGCUGAGGAAGUCAACGAAACAGGUGAAUUGAAAGAAGUCGAAGAUCCGAACGCUUCCUCAAACAAAAAGUCAAAGAAGAAAAAGGGCAAAAAGAAUCAAGAAGAACUGCCACUUGAAGAAAAAGAACCGGUUGACGAAGAGGAAGCUCCAAGUGGUCCUGUCGAGUUGUCAGCUGUCACUGAAUUAGACGAUGAUGAAUUUGCAUACGAAAAACCUAAGAAAGGGAAGAAGAAUAAGAAGCAGCAGGUUGAAGAAGAAGAAGAAGCAGAAGAAUCCCCUGUUGCUACUCCCUCUGUUCAUAUAAAGUCUAAAAAGGAGAAGGAACGUGAAAAGAAAGAACGUGAGAAGCUGAAAAAGAAACAACAGGGUAAGAAGCAACCUUCCACAAAGGAAGAAUUGACACCUGGUUCUGAGGAAGAAUCUGUCAAAUCGGCUGCUGUUUCUGAAUCUGAUUCUGCAAAGGGCAAACAAGGUAAGCGUAAAGGACCCAAUGUCGCCGCUCUCCAAAAGAUGCUCGAAGAAAAGAAGGCCCAAGAAGAAGAAGAACGUAAACAAUUAGAAGAGGAAGAGCGGUUGGCAGAGGAAGAGAAACGUUUAGCCGAAGAGGAAGAACGCCAAAAGGAGGAGGCUAAAGAAAAGAAGAAAGAAAAAGAAAGGAAGAAGAAAGAAGAACUUAAAGCUCAAGGAAAGUAUGUUUCCAAAAAACAAAGAGAGCAACAAGCUCAAGCUCAACGUCGUUUACAACAAAUGUUGGAAUCAGGUGUUCAAGUCUCUGGUCUCUCCGAAAAAGCAAAGAAACCAAAGCCUGUCUACACUAAUAAAAAGAAGUCUAUCAAGAGUGGAUCGUCUUCUUUAUCUUCUUCUGGUAUAAUUGAGCCCACUUCUUCUACUGCUUCCGCUCCUGUUUCCGGUGUAGAAUCACCUGCUCUUCCUGAAGAGUCCAAGUCUGUGGAAAAGACAAAAGAAGAAAAGAAGGAGGAGGCAGAUGCUGUUUUUGACGAUUGGGAGGCGGCUUUGGAACAGCCAGAGCCCGAACAAAAACCAGAGCCCGAACCCAAUCAUGAGGAGGUUAAAGAAGAACAGCCUGCUGCAAAUGACAAGAAAACGGAUGCUCAAAGAGAUAGCUCGGAAUUUCCUGAAGCUGCUCCAGUUGAAUCCGAACCUGUCAACAAUCUUCGCUCUCCCAUUUGCUGUAUCCUUGGACACGUCGAUACUGGUAAAACUAAACUGUUGGAUAAUUUGCGUCGCAGUCAUGUGCAAGAAGGAGAGGCUGGUGGUAUUACUCAACAAAUUGGUGCUACUUACUUCCCUAUCGAAUCAAUCAAACAAAAGACUACUCCCGUUAAUAAGAAGGGUAAGUUAGAGUUUAAUAUACCUGGCUUGUUGAUUAUUGAUACACCUGGUCACGAAUCUUUUACCAAUCUUCGUUCACGUGGUACUUCUCUUUGUAAUAUCGCCAUUCUUGUUAUUGAUAUCAUGCAUGGUUUGGAGCCUCAAACUAUGGAAUCCAUUCGUCUUCUUCGUGACAAUAAAACACCUUUUGUUGUUGCUUUGAACAAGGUCGAUCGUCUUUACGGUUGGCAUUCAAUCAAGGAAAAUGGAUUUCAAGACAGUUUGUCUAAGCAAAAGAAAGCCAUCCAGCGUGAGUUCAGGGAUCGGGUUGACAGCAUUAUUUUGCAGUUGAAUGAACAGGGACUCAAUGCUGCUCUAUAUUUUGAAAAUAAAAAGAUGGGCAGUUACGUCUCUCUUGUUCCCACUUCUGCUCAGUCAGGGGAAGGUGUUCCUGAUUUAGUAGCCCUUUUGGUUGCUUUGACUCAAACCCGUAUGUCUGAACGCAUCAAGUAUAUUUCAACUCUCGAAUGUACAGUUUUGGAAGUUAAAGUUAUUGAAGGUUUGGGUGCUACGAUUGAUGUCAUUCUUUCAAAUGGUGUAUUGCGAGAAGGUGACCGGAUUGUACUUUGUGGUAUGGCAGGCCCUAUCAUCACAACUGUUCGUGCUCUUUUAACGCCGCAACCCAUGAAAGAAAUGCGUAUUAAAUCAGCAUAUGUUCAUCAUAAGGAAAUUAGAGCUGCGAUGGGUGUGAAGAUUUGCGCUAAUGACCUUGAUAGGGCUGUUGCUGGUUCUCGUUUGCUUGUUGCUGGACCUGAAGAUGAUGAAGAAGAUUUGGCUGAUGAGCUAAUGGGAGACCUUGAUGACCUAUUGGGAAGUAUAGAUACUUCAGGUGUUGGUGUUUCUGUCCAGGCUUCUACUUUGGGUUCUUUGGAGGCUCUGCUUGAAUUUUUAAAGCAGAUGAAGAUUCCGGUAGCAUCAGUCAAUAUUGGACCUGUUUACAAAAAGGACGUUAUGAAGUGUGCUACCAUGGUAGAAAAGGCUAAAGAGUAUGCUUUACUUCUUUGUUUCGAUGUUAAAGUAGAUCAUGAUGCUGAGCUAUUAGCUGAUCAGUUGGGCGUUAAGGUUUUCUCUGCUAAUGUAAUUUAUCAUCUUUUCGAUGCUUUCACUGCCCAUCAAAACAAAAUCAUGGAUCAGAAGCGAGAUGAAAGUUCCGAUGUUGCGGUUUUCCCUUGUGUGUUGAAUACUAUUGCUGCAUUCAACAAGCGUGAUCCUAUUAUUUUGGGUGUUGAUGUUGUUGAGGGUGUUUUACGCAAAGGUACACCUAUUGUUUCUGUUAAAGGUGCUCCGGGCGAGGAGCCUCAAGUAAUUGAACUGGGACGUGUUGUCAGUUUGGAAAUGAAUCACAAACCCGUUGAAAGGGUCAAGAAGGGUCAAGCUGGUGGUGGUGUUGCCAUGAAACUGGAAGCUGGUGGUGGUUCACAGGUAUUGUUCGGUCGUCACGUUACAGAAACUGAUACCCUGUAUUCACAUAUCACCCGUGAAAGUAUAAAUGCGUUGAAGGAUCCUGUCUUCCGAAACGAGGUUCACAGAGAUGAAUGGCAAUUGAUCAUUCAACUCAAAAAGGUUUUUGGUAUUAUCUGA
Molecule: messenger RNA, 3066 nt
Organism: Schizosaccharomyces osmophilus
Lineage: Eukaryota; Fungi; Ascomycota; Schizosaccharomycetes; Schizosaccharomycetales; Schizosaccharomycetaceae
Gene: tif52
Product: translation initiation factor eIF5B Tif52
Exons: 1
Coding region: 1-3066 (1021 amino acids)
Molecular function (GO): translation initiation factor activity; GTP binding; GTPase activity
Source: RefSeq, a predicted model, not a curated record